CUCCCACUGUUCUCAAUCUCAAUCUCUUCUCUCUCUUUUUCUCUUUUUUCGCCCUCUCGUUCUCUUUCUGUCAUCAUCUUCAUCCUUCACAUCCUUCACAUCCUUCUCAUUCUUUCUCAUUCUUUCUCAUUCUUCACCCCCUACAUCCUCUCAUUACCCUCUCAUCACCCUCCUCUCCCUUUCUCCUUCCAUUCUAUUUAAUUAUUUCAGCUUCAUUCCUCCUCCAACUCACGUCUUCAUUUCUUUUAUUUUAAACACAAACCACUCUUAUUAUUCAUUCGCUGAUCAUCCAGUGCUGUAAAACAAAAAGCUCAACCCAAUGGCUAAACAACCAAAUCAACUCAUGCGCGAGUAUAAGCUCGUCGUCGUUGGCGGAGGAGGUGUUGGCAAGUCUGCCUUGACCAUUCAAUUCAUUCAAUCUCACUUUGUGGACGAAUAUGAUCCCACAAUCGAAGAUUCCUACCGCAAACAAUGCGUGAUUGAUGAAGAAGUUGCCCUUCUUGACGUACUUGAUACUGCUGGCCAGGAGGAGUACAGUGCGAUGAGAGAGCAAUACAUGCGCACAGGUGAGGGAUUUUUGCUCGUCUACUCGAUUACCUCGCGCAACUCGUUUGAAGAAAUCUCGACAUUCUAUCAUCAGAUCUUGCGUGUCAAGGACAAGGACUUUUUCCCAAUCAUCCUAGUGGCCAAUAAGUGCGAUCUUGAGCAUGAGCGUCAGGUUUCUACGCAUGAGGGUCGGGAAUUGGCAAAGAAUUUUAAUUCGCGUCUAAUUGAAACCUCAGCAAAGCAGAGGAUUAACGUGGAUGAAUCCUUCUACAACCUUGUUCGUGAAAUCCGUCGUUUCAACAAGGAGACACAUAACCAACCCCAGAGUGGAGGCUAUGGAUAUUCUCAACAGGGACAAGGAUAUGGCAAUCAAUCGGAAGAUAAGGAUGAGAAGGGUUGUUGCUGCCUGAUCAUUGGAUGUGUGUAG
Lobosporangium transversale is the source of this 973-nucleotide messenger RNA. Its product is annotated as ras family-domain-containing protein. Bases 320 to 973 code for a protein of 217 amino acids. Gene Ontology annotation, biological process: signal transduction. The transcript is spliced from 6 exons. Gene Ontology annotation, molecular function: GTP binding; GDP binding; GTPase activity. The record is from RefSeq and is a predicted model, not a curated record. Gene Ontology annotation, cellular component: plasma membrane. NCBI's taxonomy places the organism in Eukaryota, Fungi, Mortierellomycota, Mortierellomycetes, Mortierellales, Mortierellaceae.